Rotaria sp. Silwood1 is the source of this 1023-nucleotide messenger RNA. The record is from the annotation of a GenBank genome assembly. NCBI's taxonomy places the organism in Eukaryota, Metazoa, Rotifera, Eurotatoria, Philodinida, Philodinidae.
AUGAAGGUCAGUAUACUUGUUACACUUAUUGUUUUACCAAUGCUUGUAUCGCUUGGCCUUUAUUGUUACUCGUUUAUAAGUACACGUUGGAGUCGUAUUGAUGAAGAUUUAAUUCAAUAUUAUAACUCAAUAGGAGGACAACAACGUUUAGAAUCAAAUAAUAAUUCUAAUAAUACUGUUAAAUUAAAAUUAGCACUCAUUCGACAUGCAUUUCGUUCACGUUAUGGUUUAUUUGGAUAUUGUUUAGAUUAUAAAUGGAUUAAUUUACUUACUGCUAAAUUACAAACACUAAAUGAUCAUGAAUCACAACCAUUUUGUGAGCGUUGUGCGCAACCAUUACGUAUGUGUCGAGAAACAGGUUGCUGUAUGACACGAUGUAAUAAUAUACCUGAUUGUCCAACAUAUAUUGAUGAAAAAGAUUGUUCUCAUAAAUAUGGAGAAACACGUUAUUAUUGGCCUAAAGCAAAUUGUAUGUGGCAAUCAACAUGGAUUGGUGACCAAGCUUUACCACGUUAUUUACCAUCAUAUAAAAAUUCUCCAAAAGGUUUUCAUUAUUAUGUUAAACGUAUUCGAUAUUAUAUUAUGUUUCUUUUAUUUGUUGCUGCACCAUUAUUAACAUUUUUGGCUUUAUUAACUAUAUUUUGUAUAAAUUGUGUUAAACGUUUUUAUUCAGUCCCAUUUGCAUUUGUUAGUUUUUUUUCUUUAGCAUCAUUUUUAUGUGGUGCUGGUGCUCUAGGACUAUUCUUAUAUGAAUGGAUACAAGAACGUUUACAUAGAUCCGAACAUACUUAUGAAUUGGAUCAAGAAGAAGCAUUUAUUGUAGCUUUCAAUCCAUGGCUUAUACAUGCUGAACGUUUAGGUUUAGCUUUUUGGUUAACAGUUGCUGCUAUAGCUACAACUUUAUUUACAACAAUACUUAGUUGUUGUUUCUGUUGUGGAUUACAAUCGGAAAAAUCGAAAUUACGUUUUAAUGUUAAAGAUGAUACUUAUGAAAUUAUUCAUAUGGCUACUUAUGAUGAUUGA